UUAAAAGUUUUUUAAAAAACAAAACAAAAUUGUAAAGAAUUUUUUCUUAAAUAAAAAUGAAACUAAAAUAAACAAAAUUUUGAAAAUUGAUAAGAAUAAAAAAUAAAUUUAAACAAUUUAGACAAGUGUUUAAAGUUGUGAAAACAACAAACAGUAAUUUAGCAUUUUAACACACCAAGGAUUAGUGUUUUGUGCUAAAACUGUUUUUAACAAAAAGUGGAAUUAAGAAGUAAAAAAAGUGGAAUUGAAAAAAAGUGUUUCUUGAGAAAAAAUCACUUUAAAAGAAAUUAUAUUUAAAUGUCUAACUAAAAACAAAAACCAAAAAAGAAACCCUUUACCCCUUAAUAAAAAAAUUUAAUUUUUUUUUAAAUUAAACUUAUAACGCAAAAAUGCCUAAAAUAUUUUUAAUCAAAAAUCGUCUGCAUCAGCAGCAACAACGUUUAUUGGAAUCACAAAAUCUAUUACAACAUAAAAACGAUGAUGAUCGUUUGGUACCACCACUUAGUCCCUCCGAACGGCAUCAAAAUAAUACAUCACAUUCACCCACACCCUCACCCUAUUGUCCAGCCUCACCACCACCACCACCAGAACCAUUAGCAACACAACCACCACGUUCACCUGAACCUCAGGAUUUUAGUAAUGAAAGUCCCAGCUCAAGCCUUAACAACACCUCAGAUUCUUUAAAGGCUUUACAUAUACACCAGCAUCAAUCCCGCUCUCGUUCACAUUCACCUUAUGAUAAAGUUCUUAAUUUAAAUAAGAAUGAUCAGCAGCAAUUGGUGGCUGAGGAAGAGGUGGAUGAUGUUGAGGAUCAACAGCAACAGCCCUUAAGUUUGGUCUCAAGUCUUACGUAUUUGGGUCGUAAACGUUUUCAUCAGUAUCAUCAGCAAUUGUUGCAAAAUCGUAAUUUGAAAAAAUUGGAAAAUGAUCAAAAGCAGCAACAACAACAACAACAACAGCAAGAACAACAACCAGAACAUCAAGAAGAGAAUUUGGAUAAGGAAAAGGAAGAGUCAGAAGAAGUUGGUCCUAUUUCUUUAACCACCGAACACGAUAGAUUAUCACCCGCAGCAGCAGUAUCACCCACCGCUUCCACCACCACUUUACCAUUGAAUUGUUCGCGCAAUUCUACGGCAUCACCUACAUCUACAGCCUCUUUAUCACCUGCCUCAUUAACACAAACAUUAAACACCUCCUCCACCUCUACGACUUUACUCAAAGACUGUCAAGUUUCUAAGGAAACUUUUUGUAAUUACAAAUCAGAACCAAAGCCCGAUAAGGAAUCAGAAGAAACACCCAAAUCUGCCUCACCUAAACAUCGUUAUAUUAACUCUUAUCUAGGUGCAACAACUGCUCAAAAUAGCAACAACCACAACAACAACAACAACAACAGCAGUAAGUCAUUGAUUGGUGGUGUCAUCUUAACCUCAGCUCAACGCAAAGAAUAUCCUGUGGAAAUUGUACAACAAAUACAACAACAGCAACAACAAAAAGAUCUUGAACAAUCUAGAGAAUCGUUUGAGGAAAAUUCCGAUUCAGAUAGUGAUUCGGAUGAUGGUUCAAAAUUGAUUGUCGACGAAAAACCUUUAGUGCCCGAAGAACAACCCUUGUCAUUGCGUGUACGUUGCACACCACCACCAGAAGAUCAAAGACCCUCACCUCCUCCGUGUCCGGAGCCAGCCGUAAGGUGUAGUGUUAUACAGAGAACACCCGCCAACGAAGCAGAAAACCAAAGACGUUCCCACGAAGUUCUAUUGCCUUUGGCCAGUUUAGAACAUUUGGGUCCCGAACAACAAGAACCCAUUGAUUAUCACGUACCUCGUAGAAAAUCCUCUUUGGACAACGACGAGGAACAGUUGUUGAAUGCCAAACGUUUGGAGCGUGAACGUAAAUUAAGAGAAGCCAGACGUCGUAGUGCUCUAUUGGCUGCUCGUACCAUUUUGGCUCAAGCUCGCCUUAAUCCUCGUUUUGUGCGCUCUUUACCAGGUAUUUUGGCCGCAGCGGCAGGACACGGUCGCACUACGUCAGGUUCAGGUGGCAGUAAUCAAGGACAAAGUUUCCAGGGUGGUUUUGGCAGCAACUCAGGCUCUGGUUCCCAGCAAUCGGCCAGCGGCGGAGGUUCUCCUACCGGUUUUAGUGGUUCUGGAGGAUUAAGUGGCGGUUCAGGUGGAGGCAUGGGCGGAGGACGUGAUGGCAGAGGCAAUUAUGGCCCCAACUCUCCUCCCUCGGGAGCUUUACCUCCUUUCUACGAGUCUCUUAAAAGUGGUAAUGCCAUGAAUGGUUCUUCUUCUAGCAAUUUUAACGGCUCUCCCAAUUCAACGGCCACUUCGAACUUUUUGCUGCAAAACGCAGCCGCUUAUUUAAUGUCGGCCGCUGGUAGUGGUGGUGUGAGUGGUUCACAACAAUUUUCCGGUUCAGGGGGUGAUACCUUAGGUGGCGGUUCUUCGGUGUUGGAUCAAAAUACUUCUUCUGUCUCCAGCAUGCUCUUCCACAAUGGUCACGGUAAUAAUUCUCUUCCUUAUAGUUCUUUAGCUCACUGUGCUAAAUAUAAUCAUCCUUCUUCUCCUUCUUCGGCCUCUUCGCCGCAACAUUUUCCCUCCUCUGCGACGGCGUCUGCUUCUAAUCCUCACCAUCCUCACUUGCCCUAUGGUCCCAAUCCCUCAGCUUAUGGUAUUAUACUAAAAGAUGAGCCCGACAUAGAGUACGAUGAGGCUAAGAUCGAUAUAGGAGCUUUUGCUCAAAAUAUUAUACAAGCUACCAUGGGGAAUUCGGGUAAUUUUAAUGCAUCAGCUUAUGAAGAUGCUAUUAUGAAUGAUUUAGCUUCAGCGGCUCAGGGAGCUAAUGGUUCGGUAGAUCCUCUACAGUUCACUGCCACUCUCAUGUUGUCCUCACAAACGGAUCAUUUGUUGGAACAGCUGUCGGAUGCCGUAGAUUUGAGUUCAUUUUUGCAACGCAAUUGUGUGGAAGAUGAGAAUUCCACCUCACCGAGACAAGAUUUUGAGCUGGUCUCAACACCGUCUUUAACACCAGACUCGGUUUCCAUUACCCCCGUGGAUUGCCACAAUAAUGGCAGCACACAAUUGGAUACUUUCCACGAGAGUCUUAUGCAACAAUUGACCAAUAACAUUAGUCGUACACACAACAAUAAUUCCUAUAAUAAUUUCGAUCGUCAGCCCAAUAGUUUGCAGCCGCAACAGCAACAAAAUCCACCACCUUCGUAUCAACAUGCCACUCGCGAGAUUAUGCAGAUGCAACAGCAUCAUCAACAACAACAGCAGCAACAGAAUUAUCAUCAGUCAAAUCAACAACAAUCACCUUUAAAUUCUUUAAUAAAUCAAAAUUCUCUCUUACUGCAACAACAACAGCAACAACAAAAUGGUUAUCACAACUCACACCAAAACCAACAAUAUAAUACUUUACAACAACAACAACCACAUAACCACCUUAAUCAUCAUCAAUUGCAACAGCAUCAAGCACAUCAUCAACAACAGCAACAGUUACAACAUCAGCAACAACAACAACACCAUCAGCAACAUCAUCAUCAACAACAACAGCAUCAACACUUGCAUCAUCAUCACCAUCAUAUGCAUCAUCAACAUCACAGUGAUAACAGUAAUUUAUCACUACCCUCACCAAAUGCAACAUCUUCAUCGAAUCAUACCUCCUCCACCUCUGCAACAACAACUGCCAACGGUCAUUUAUUGAUUGCCUCUCAAGGUCAUCAUCCUAUGUCUUCAGCCGCCAGUAAUACAUCAUCGGGUUCUGCAUCAGCUCUCUUAGAUACAUCAUUGCUGGACACAAAACCCAUCAUACAAAGUGUAAGUCCAACAUAUUCUAACGUCUCCGCCAACUCCACUACAUCAAACUCCUCUUGUCCUUAUGGUUUAAAGGAGGAAUGUAGUGCUGCUGGUGGUGCUACAAAUUGUUCUACCACUAGUGGUAUUAGUACUUCGUCGUCUCCUUCCUCUGUUUCCACAUUAUCGUCGUCGUCUUCGUCGUUUAGUUCAUUAAAGAAACAACAACAGCAACAUCAUCAACGUUCAUUGGUCGCCUCAAUGGCGGUCAGUUUAAAUACUCUACCGACAUCGCCUACUGUUGCAAUGUUGCAUGAAAGCAAAGUGCUUCAGCAACGGUUGGGCCUACCACCCGAGGUACAAUUGGAAUUUGUCAAUGGCGGACAUGGCAUUAAGAAUCCUCUAGCCAUUGAAAAUACCCAUGGUCAUCAUCAUCAUCGUAUGCGUAGCAUUGAUUGUAUAGAUGAUUUGAAAAAACCCACCUCCUCCAUAUUGCCCGAUAACUCAGCUAUCAUAAUGAAUGGAGGUUCACCCACCAAUAAUAAUUGUAAUAACUCGAAUUCCUCCAGCAUUAAUAGCAAUGAUCAAAGUGAACCUAAUGGUAAAUUUGUAUGUCGCAUUUGUUUAAAAGCCUUUUCACUGCAACGUUUACUAAAUCGUCAUAUGAAAUGUCAUUCGGAAAUUAAACGUUACUUAUGCACUUUCUGCGGUAAAGGCUUUAAUGAUACUUUCGAUUUGAAAAGACAUACACGUACUCAUACCGGUGUAAGACCAUAUAAAUGUAAUCUUUGUGAAAAGAGUUUUACACAAAGAUGUUCUUUGGAAUCACAUUGCUUGAAAGUGCAUAGUGUUCAGCAUCAAUAUGCCUAUAAAGAGAGAAGAACUAAGAUGUAUGUUUGUGAGGAAUGUGGUCAUACCACAUGUGAACCUGAGGUUCAUUAUAUACAUUUAAAAGAAAAUCAUCCUUAUUCACCGGCUUUAUUGAAAUUCUAUGAUAAACGUCAUUUUAAAUUUACCAAUUCACAAUUUGCCAACAAUUUACUAGGACAACUGCCUAUGCCGGUGCAUAAUUAAAUGUAAAUAAAACAAACAAACUGCCUUUUAAACAACAUUUAAUCAACAAGAACAAAAACUCCGAGAUUAUUAAUUAUUAUUAUUUUAUAAACAUUUACAAAUAUUUAUCUUUUUUUGAU
Messenger RNA from Lucilia cuprina (Australian sheep blowfly), 4987 nucleotides. It is a transcript of the gene ovo, whose product is annotated as transcriptional regulator ovo. The transcript has 4 exons. NCBI's taxonomy places the organism in Eukaryota, Metazoa, Arthropoda, Insecta, Diptera, Calliphoridae. Gene Ontology annotation, cellular component: nucleus. Gene Ontology annotation, molecular function: RNA polymerase II cis-regulatory region sequence-specific DNA binding; DNA-binding transcription factor activity, RNA polymerase II-specific. The coding region runs from base 390 to 4868 and encodes 1492 amino acids. The record is from RefSeq and is a predicted model, not a curated record. Gene Ontology annotation, biological process: epidermal cell differentiation; regulation of transcription by RNA polymerase II.